Stomoxys calcitrans (stable fly) is the source of this 1644-nucleotide messenger RNA. RefSeq lists its product as uncharacterized. The coding region runs from base 145 to 1413 and encodes 422 amino acids. The record is from RefSeq and is a predicted model, not a curated record. NCBI's taxonomy places the organism in Eukaryota, Metazoa, Arthropoda, Insecta, Diptera, Muscidae. The transcript is spliced from 3 exons.
UGAUUGCAACUACAACUAAAACGUCAGAUUGUGAUAGAGAGCGAUAUAACAAUUCGGAGGUUUUACCUAAUAAAAUGUACUGACUCAAGAUAAGGGACAAAAUAAAAGCGGACGAAGUGUAUCCCAUAGAGGUAUCUUAAUAAUAUGGCUAUGCUCACUCGUGCUGGGCCGGCUUCACCUCGAAAGUUGGCACUGCAGCGUUUUCAAAAUUGCAUUUCAUUUUUGUGGCCAGCACUUAAUAGUGGAGUCCAAAGAAAAUCGACGCAAAUAGAUGCCAUUGAUUGUUUUACUAACGAACUAGUCGAGCGCAAAACCAAAAAAUGGGAAGAACUGCGAGGCAACUUUUUGAAAAAGUCAGAAGCUGACCCCUUAACUAACUCCACCAGGACCAUAACUGACAAUAGUGUUCCUAGCACAAGCAGUUUCUCGCAGAAUUUUGGUCUAAUGUCCAAAGCCGUUCUCAAUGACCUGCAUGCACUUCGUUCGCCAGAAUUAGGUUUGGAUAUACGCUCACUAUCGCAAGCUCAACUAGAUAAUUUGCUAACAUCCACCUUGGAAAUUAAGAAUAAAGUGGAUUUUUUGUACUUGAUCCGUCAGUGUAUACAGUGGCAGCAACUUCCCUCAAAUGAUGUUCUCAUUGCUUGUCUGAAAUAUUUAAGCAGUUUAUCUCGUAUCCAACAGAUAGAAUCGUUUGCCGAAAUCUGCAAGAAAAUUAAUCACCCCUUAUCUGAAACGUACGUGGACUUGGCACCAUUUAAGGCCAUGGCACAAUGGCGGAGCGGCAAAGCUGAUUUGGCAAUAACAACGUUGUUCGAAGGUUACGAAGUUAGCAAUUCUAGUGAGGGUAAAAGAAUGAUUCGUGCCGCCUUUCGAACUAUUGCGGAGGAGACCUUAGCCAAGAAGAGUGAAGCGGUGUUAGUUUGUCUUAUGGAAGUGGCACGGUCGCUUUAUGAAAAACAUAAGGACAUCUUUGUCUUGGCUUGCGUAUGGAAACAGUGUUUUAUCAGUGAUUGGUUUUGUGAUCAGAAAUCGGCUUCUGAUUUGCUAUCUCACUACGAUGAAUUGCAGCAAUUGGUAGCUAAGAGGUCUAUAACGCUAUGUAGUUCCUUUUUAAGUCGAAAUAAUGUGGAUGCUGUACAUCGCUUAAUCGAGGUAUUUCUGCAAUACAACGAGAGAGACGCUUGCUCCAACUGUCUUAGCUUGCUCUUUACCUAUCAAUAUAACCGCAAGGACCUUCGUGCUUGUGCAGAAAUUAUUAAAUCCUGUAGUGAGUUAGUAAUGCCCUUGUCCGAGACACAAAACGAGCAGUUUCUCAGCUUGUUUAUCAAACAAAACGACUCCGCCCAAGAGUUACCCGCUGUACGAAAAGCUACUCCAAAGCGAUCUUACAGAGAAUUUCAGUACAAAUUUUAAAAACAUUUGUCAAAUAUUUUCUGAAGUUAUUGAGCCGUUUUGGCUAAGGCAUAGUUGAACUGCACCCGAUAUGAGUUUAUAGCACAUAAUUAUAGCAAUACGUUGGUUGAUCUUUACUAGUUUAUAUAGACAUUUGUUGUGAUUACUUCUAAAAUAAAAUCUAUAAUUCAACAAAAAUGUACUAGUCAAAACUUACAAACUUAUUAAAUGCUCGACAAUUGCAAAAACAUA